GCGCACACGCGACCGCCUCGUAAACGGGCCGUCACUGGAUUUCCUGCGGCGCUUCGCGACCGCCGGCGCCUACAGCGAGCACAGUGCGGGAAGAGUCGGCAGCGAAGCUCGGCCCCGCCGCGGGAAACCGGCGCGCCCCAGCCAGACGCGAUUGCGCCUCGUAAUUUUUUUUAUUAUUAUUGUCCUCGACUCGCGAGGCGGUGUGCCCUCUGUGCGCGAGCGUGUGUGUGAGUGUCUUCGCUGCCGUGGAACUGCGGACAGAAGAGGCUGCUUACAAUUUUUUUGACUGUCGUGGAAGAUUUCGGAGGACUGGUGUGGAGUCGUUACUUGAGAAACUGUUAGCUGAAAGGAGGUGACAGGAAGUGAGGAGGUACUGUAGUGGACAUCGAGAGGAUAGGAUAGCAAGAUUGUGGUGGACUGUUGCGGCUGUGUUAGAAACUGUAUAGGAGAAGUGUGGGAGAGAUAGUGGUACUCAGAGGUUGUUGUAGAAUUGUGGAGUUUUGCAGAGAAGUUUGUAACUAGCUCCUGGGAGAGUUCCGUAGUGUUGCUAGGUACGAAGAUUUCCGAACGGCUCAGUUUAGGGGCUAGAUUUAGUGGAAGCAGCAGCGGCUACGGAGUCGGCGUCCGGGUCCGGGGCGCUGUCAGUCUGUCAGCGCGUGGCGCGCGGGCCAGCUGAGCGGUGGGCGUGGCCUCAGCUGACGGUGACGUCGCGUCGCGUCGCAGUAGCGGCCCUGCAGUCUGCGCCGGCCAUGGCGUCCGCGUAGGCGCUCCAGCCCCGCUCCGCAGCACCAGCAGCACCACAGACGAUGAGCUCCAAGUUCCUGCUCGACAGCAUGCUGCCCAAGUACCACCACCAGCUGUACCAGCACCAGCAGCACCACCAGCACCUGCUGGCGCCGCCGGGCGCGUCCACGCUCUUCUCGCCGUCGCCCGACUACUCGGGCGCCGUCGCCAGCAACAACUCGCCCAGCUCCGGCGGCUCGUCGUCGCCGCCGCCGCCCCCGACGGCGUCGGCCGUGUCGUCCGCGGCGGCGGCCGCGGCGGGCCGCAUGUACCCGUACGUGAGCGCGGCCGCCGUGCACCACCACCACCACCAGGCGUUCGCCGGGGGCGGCAUGGUGCCGCCCGGCGCCUUCACGUCGCCGUCGGCCGCGCUGGCGGCGGCGGCGGCCGUAGACGCGGUGGCGGCCGCCGCCGCCGAGAAGAGCUGCCGCUACACCGCGGGCUCCGGGGGCGGCACCGGCGACAACGGCGCCGGGGCCGUGGCGGCCGCCUCCAGCCCCUCGGGGGCGGUCGUGUCGGCGUCGGCGGCGGCGGCCACGGCGUCCGCCUCCAUGGCGGCGGCGGCGCAGUUCUACCACCAGGCGGCGGCGGCGGCUGCGGGGGCGGGCGCCGACCCGCUGGGCACGUCCUGCUCGCAGCCGGGGGCGGCGGCGGCGGCGGCCACGCAGCCCCUGCCGGACAUCCCGCGCUACCCCUGGAUGUCCAUAACUGAUUGGAUGAGCCCAUUCGACCGCGUUGUCUGUGAUCCGGCCCUGAUAGACACCAAUUACUAUUAUCGGCCCAACGGCUGCCCACGACGACGCGGCCGGCAGACCUACACGCGCUUCCAGACGCUGGAGCUGGAGAAAGAAUUCCACUUUAACCACUACCUGACGCGACGCCGGCGGAUCGAAAUCGCCCACGCGCUCUGCCUUACGGAGCGCCAGAUCAAGAUCUGGUUCCAGAACCGCCGCAUGAAGCUCAAGAAAGAGCUGCGCGCGGUCAAGGAGAUCAACGAGCAGGCGCGCCGCGAGCGCGAGGAGCAGGACCGCCUGAAGCAGCAGCAGGAGAAGAAGCUGGAGCAGCAACAGCAACAGCAGCAGCAGCAACAGCAGCAGCAGCAGCAACAGCAGCAG
Molecule: messenger RNA, 1898 nt
Organism: Schistocerca cancellata (South American locust)
Lineage: Eukaryota; Metazoa; Arthropoda; Insecta; Orthoptera; Acrididae
Product: homeobox protein abdominal-A homolog
Exons: 5
Biological process (GO): anterior/posterior pattern specification; negative regulation of transcription by RNA polymerase II
Cellular component (GO): nucleus
Molecular function (GO): DNA-binding transcription factor activity, RNA polymerase II-specific; RNA polymerase II cis-regulatory region sequence-specific DNA binding
Source: RefSeq, a predicted model, not a curated record